AUGUCAAAUGAUACAAAACUGAAAGAAAGGGAAGAUGAAGAAUAUGACCCGUUCGUUGCGCGCCGGAUAGCAAAACCAAACUCAACAACUGGCACGCUAAUCCAUCUGAUCAAAGGCUCACUAGGGACGGGAAUCAUGGCAAUGCCGAUGGCUUUCAAAAAUGGUGGCCUCUUUUUCAGUCUAAUCGGAUCGGUAGCAAUUUGUUUCGUGUAUUAUCACUGUGUAGAGCUGCUGGUGGGGAUAUCACAAAAAGCAUGCAAAAAUGGUCGCAUCCCCGCGUUGGGUUUUGCUGAAACUGCCGAAGCCGUCAUCGUUAGCGGACCAACACCUCUCAAACGUUAUUCGAGCUUUGCUAAGAACUAUAUUGAUUGCAUGUUGGUUGUGCAAAGUUUGCUGAUGCUGUGCCUGUUUCAAAUUUUCAUCGCCAGUUCCCUGCGAGACGUUGUCAACAACCAACAGCAGAUUGAGUGGAGUACAUUGACCUACAUAAUACUGGUGACAAUUCCGAUAGCCUGUAUUACUCAAAUAAGGGUUCUAAAAUAUUUGGUACCAUUUUCGGCGCUGGCGAACGCUUUGAUGAUUACUGCCUUUGCCAUUACGCUCUAUUUUCUACUGAGUGUUCGAAUUUCUCUGAAUGGCAAGAAUUUUUGGCCGGAAUGGAACAAGCUACCGUCCUUUAUAAGUACUGUGCUAUUUGCAAUAUCGGGAAUCAGGUAUGUCCUUCCUAUUGAAAACAAUAUGAAACAUCCCCAACACUUUUUAGGCAACUGUGGAGUCCUUACGAAAGCAACGGUUUUUCUUACUAUUUUGUAUGUUUUAACUGGAUUUUUUGGAUAUAUUUGUUACGGCGAUAAUACUAAAGCAUCAGUCACACUAAAUCUUCCUAGUGAUAGCAGAUUGGCCGAGUCUACUCGCCUGCUGGCAGCCACUGCCGUUCUGUUUUCCCUGGGCCUUAGCUAUUAUGUACCGAUGGACAUAAUCUGGCGCCGGGUAGAACACAAGGUUCCACCAGAGCGAAGGAAUGUUGCACAAAUAUCGCUCCGAUUUAUCAUUCUUAUCUUACUCACUGCCAUAACGAUUGGUGUCCCCAAGCUCGAACCGUUCGUCGGAUUGGUUGGAUCGUUCUGCUCUGGAAAGCUGGUAGUACUGGCUCCUGCCAUCCUGGACGUUGUAUUCCGAUGGCCGAACGAAUUCGGACCGUACCGGUGGAGAUUAGUGAAAGAUUGUUUGCUAGCCGCGUUUGGACUCUUUGUACUUGUCACGGGAACUGUUGAUAGCGUAAAGAAUGUGAUUGCCAUUUAUCGUUAG
This is a messenger RNA of Sabethes cyaneus, 1308 nucleotides long. Its product is annotated as proton-coupled amino acid transporter-like protein CG1139. Gene Ontology annotation, biological process: amino acid transmembrane transport. Gene Ontology annotation, cellular component: vacuolar membrane. Gene Ontology annotation, molecular function: amino acid transmembrane transporter activity. NCBI's taxonomy places the organism in Eukaryota, Metazoa, Arthropoda, Insecta, Diptera, Culicidae. The transcript is spliced from 7 exons. The record is from RefSeq and is a predicted model, not a curated record. The coding region runs from base 1 to 1308 and encodes 435 amino acids.